Neoarius graeffei (lesser salmon catfish) is the source of this 3001-nucleotide messenger RNA. It is a transcript of the gene ppp1r18, whose product is annotated as protein phosphatase 1, regulatory subunit 18. Lineage: Eukaryota; Metazoa; Chordata; Actinopteri; Siluriformes; Ariidae. The transcript is spliced from 4 exons. Gene Ontology annotation, molecular function: phosphatase binding. The coding region runs from base 6 to 2738 and encodes 910 amino acids. The record is from RefSeq and is a predicted model, not a curated record.
UCUCCAUGCUGCCAGAAUGGAAGCAGAUUCUCCUGGAGCGAAAGAGAAGAGAAGAGGAGGAGAGAGAGAAGAGAGCACAAGAGGAAGAGGAGAGACUGGCUAGCAUGCCAGCCUGGAAACGAGGGAUCAUUCAGCAUCGCAGAGCAAAGCAGGAAAGUGGAGGACAGAAGGCGAGAGAAAACAAUGGUUUCACAAGAGAGCAGCAGAGGAAAGAAAUAGAGAAAGGGAACAAUGAAGGAAAGACACAAAGAAAGAGCAACUAUGAGAUGAUGCAUGGAGAGGAAAAAGAGAAGUACAAUGAAAGAGAAGACAACAGAGGUAAAUGGCAGAAUAGAGGGAUACAGAUGGAAAGAACAAAAGAGGGCAUGAAAGAAAGAGAGAGUGAUGCUGAGAGAGGAGGGAAAGGGGGAAAGGAAGAUGAUGUCCUCUCCCCUCUCAUCAGUAGUAUUCACACCAUUAAAGCAGAAAACAUCAUCAUCAUUGAGAAGAGAAAGAAUCAAAGAGAGACGGUAGAGACGGCUGAAGAGAGAGAAACAGAGGAGAGAAAGAAGAAAGGGAUGAAGAUGGACCUGAAGGAGUUUCUGGCUGGAGGAGAAAAAGUGACUGAGAUCUGUGUAUCAGAGGUGCUGAUCAUCAAGCCAUCCAUAAAAGAAGAGAGGAGCAAGGAAGACAUGAAGAAAGGGAAUGGAGAUGAAAAGAAAAUGACAUUGGGUGUAAUAGAAAGAGAGGGAGAGGAAACAGAAUGCAGAAGUGUAAGCCAGUUGAUUAGUAAAUUUGGUGAGAAUUGUAAACCUCCCUACAGGUCCAAAAGCAGUGACUUCUUCAUCCCUGUGGAAAUGGGGGGAGAGGUGAGAAAGGAUGAGAGAAAAAACAGGGAUAGAAAAGAUGUGUGUAGAACAGGAAGUAUGACUGCAUCUAGAAGAGGACCAAAAUGUUCUGACUGGAGGAAAAGACAGAUUGAAGGAGAGGUAGAAAAGGAGAAGAGAGAAAAAGAGAGGAAAGAAAGUGGGAAUGAGGGACCAAAUGAGUCAGACAGGAACUCUGAGAUCUCCACUUUUAAAGGAGAGAUGAAGAGUUUCAGGGAACAGAACAAACAAAAAAGAAUGACAAAGAGAAAGAACAUGUGUGGAGGAACAGAAAAGGAAAUGGAGGAGAUACAGAGUGAGCGAAAUGAUCAAAAACAGCAAACAGAGUUCCAAAAUGAAUCCAUAAAGAUUGUGAAACAUGGACAGGCAGUGAUGGUAAAAUUCUCAGAUGGAGAGAUAGAAUCACAGAGCAACAAAGAGGAGCAAGGAAUGAGUAUAACCUGGAAUGAGGUAGUGCAUCACAGAGGAGAGAGACUCAUCCAUAGAUCUGUCUUUUACGGGAUUAGUGAGCAGAGCUUCUCAAGGAAAGAUAGGGAUGAAAUAAGGCAAGUGGAGAGAAGGCUGGGCUGGAAGGCUGGGAGACCUCUGACCAGAGUGGAGUCUCUAAGACAGAGAAUAUGGCAGAAAGAGAAAGGAGGAACAGAGGGAGGAGAUCAACGAGCAAGAGAGGCAGAGAUGGAGAGCAGACAGGAAGUGGCCUCACCGCAGUCUCUCAGCCAGUUUGACGUCACAAGGGAAGUAAGUAAAGAGGAACUUCCUGUAUGUGUUCCUCCUUCUCUUUCAGCUGAACAAGAACCCACUUUUCUCACAGAGCGACAUGACGGAGUGAUAAAGGCACCAGAAACAGAAAAAGAACUAGAGGAGGAUCUGUUAGGGGAAGACUACAUUCCUCCAUCUCUAUUUUCAUCCUCUUCCAGUUCUCCAUCACCUCCUCUCAGCUACACUCACCCUACGAUGAGUCGGAUCUAUAACCUGAAGCCUGUAACCUCCAGGGCUGGUGUGUGUAUCACCGAGAGGAACUUGGAUGUCCAACCACAUAGUGGAGGAAUGAUAAAGAUCAGACCUGGGGGACAGUUUGUGGCUGGUCCUCCAAAAAUCUCAACAGAAAUAUCUUCGCUGAGGUCAGUGCAGUGUCAAGUAGAGCAGCUUCAUCUCAAAGAACAGGAAGUCCACAGAAAAAAUGAUGAAGAUGCAUUGCAAAAACAGAAUGUGUGUGAGCCAUGUCAGGACCAAAACGUCAAUAUGCAAAAAAGCCAAAUGCACACCAUCUCGAAACCUUCCUCAGAACCAAGGCUACAGACUCAACUUCCACAAAUCAGCCCUUCCACCACAAAGAGCAAUAACACUCAAAUAGAACCAACUGUCACAGCUCGAGCUACUCCUCUCUUCACCAUCCGGAGUGCCUCUGGAGGCCCAGGAAAGAAAGGAACUACCAUUACCAUCACUCCCAGGAAAUCGAGCCCCUCAGGGAUGCCUUCAUCUCCUGUUACAACUCCUACAAAGCCUUCAUCUUCUGUGACGACUCCUAAAGCACCAAGUAACACACCAGAACUGCGCAAGAAACGAUAUCCGACUGUAGACGAGAUUGUAGUGAUUGGUGGUUAUCAAAUCCUGGAGAGAUCCUGCUUGGUGAAGAACCAAAGAUCUUCAAAAACAGUGAGAGUGUGUUUUGACAGCUCUGGGUUGGAGUGUGUGUAUACGUACCCAUCGGAGGAGUCUGUGGUCAGAGAGGAGGGGAGCGGUGAUGAUUGGAGGAGAACAGAGGAGAAAAAAGAAGAAAAGGAUGAUGAGGAGGAGAAUGAAGAUGGAGUAAUUGGAGCAGGAAGAGGAAUGAAUAGAGUUCUUCGAGUGGAUGAGUCAUGUCGGCGUUAAUUCCUGUCAUCUGAACCUGAAUCUGAAUUUUUAGAGUUUCAUAGCUGACUGAAUCCAAUGAUUAAGAUGAAUAUUUCUGUGUGAAUAAAAUGCUGUCUACACAUUUAAUUUUUUGAAGACAUUGAUGUACUGUGUAUGUGCAUAUAUAUAACUUGAAUAUUGCAGUACUUCUGACAUGCAAUUUUGAGUGAUUCUAUUCUCUUUUCUGGUUCAAGAAGCUGGCUUCAAAAAAUGAUGUAAAUAAAAAGUUAUAUUUUUCAGCA